UCAAUAGAUCAAUCAUGUUAGUUGUGGGGUAAUAAAAAAGUUUGAGACGGCCUAUCUCCAUGGAUCUUUGCCUUUGCCAUAUCCUCAAAGCUUUUUAAGCUUCUCAUUCUCCUAACAAUUCUGGUAAGCAAACCCUCCUUUUAAUAUAUCAUUCCAUUCCAUUCAAAUCGAGGUCCUUUUAGGGUUUGGGUGUUUUAUAACAGGAACAAAGUAAAAGACAGAAAGUGCCAACGUCAGACACUAAAAGAAAAAUUAUUAAAGAAAUAAUAAAGAGAUGGUUGAAAAGAAAAUUGUUUAUGAUGAAUCAAGUAGGAUUGGGAUUCUUCUUUAGUCUUUGCCCACAUCUCUCUCUCUCUCUCUCUCUCUACUUUUGCAGAAUUGUUAUCAUUUUUGGGUUUGCUAGCUUUUUUUAUGUAGCUUCUUUUAUUUUUCUUUUUUUAUCUAAUUUGCCACCCCCCUUCCUUGGUCUGCCACUACAAUCAUCACCUUCUGUACACUAUUAUCUACAAGACCCAGCUACUGAUAUAUAAUUUCUUUCAUUUUCUUGCUAUCCCUAAGUAGGGUUAUAUAGAAAAAAAGGAAGGAAUAUAGAAGAGGGUUAUAGGGUAGUGAAGAGGAUUUAGAGGAAAAACCAUCUUAUUGUCUGGUCUUUCUAAGUUUGAUUGCAUGGUAAGCUCCUAGAUAGUUUUAGUGAGAGAGAGAGUUUGCAAAGAGAUAUAUCUGAAUUGGGUUGCAGUGUUGCUCAGACAAGCAAUCCAUGGCUAGAUAGCGACUUGGAGAAUAACCCAUCAUCAUCAUCAUCUCUUCACGAGAUUUUGCUUUUACUACCCAAUGAAUGAUGCCUUUCUGUGUCUGUAAUUCACUGCCACCUGUGCAUCUACAAAGCUGUGUUUAGUUGUGUCCAAAGCCGGGAUUCUCUAUUUCUGGGGCUGCCCUUACUUACUCUUCUUGUUGUUUCUUCAAAGGUGCAAAGUGGGAACUUGGAGAAGGGUUAAAGUGGUAGAAAGUUAUCAAACAAAAACAAAGAAACCGUGUUUUUUUUCCCUUGGAGUUUUCUGCUUCACAGGCAUGUUCCCUGCAGCCAUGUCCAAUUCAACUUCUUUGUCUGAGGACGCUAGUGCUUCUUCCGGUAAUAGAGUUCAGGAUUUUUGCUGCUUAAAUCCAGUGGUUUCCACCGUUUCUCCUCAGCAGCAGCAGCAACCCAAGAUCAAGAAGAAGAGAAGCCUACCAGGAAACCCAGACCCAGACGCUGAAGUGAUAGCAUUAUCUCCAAAGACCUUACUAGCUACCAAUAGAUUUGUGUGUGAGAUCUGCAACAAAGGGUUUCAGAGAGAUCAGAAUCUUCAACUUCACAGGAGAGGCCACAACCUUCCGUGGAAGCUGAAGCAACGAAACAGUAAAGAGAUCAAAAAGAGAGCCUAUGUUUGCCCUGAACCAUCAUGUGUUCACCACCAUCCUUCAAGGGCUCUGGGUGACCUCACGGGCAUCAAGAAACACUAUUGCAGAAAACACGGAGAGAAGAAAUGGAAGUGCGAAAAGUGUUCAAAGAUCUAUGCUGUUCAAUCAGAUUGGAAGGCUCACUCUAAAACUUGUGGAACUAGAGAGUAUAGAUGUGACUGUGGAACCCUUUUCUCCAGGAAGGAUAGCUUCAUAACCCACAGGGCAUUCUGUGAUGCAUUAGCAGAAGAAAGUGCAAGGCUCUCAGCUCACCAAUUAGUUUCCACAAAUCCUACAGCCCAAUCUCUUCUUCUACAAAACCCACAACCCCACCCUUCUUUCUUCCCCCUCACUACCCACCACCAUCAUCACCUUUCCCUCAACCCUUGGGACCCACCUCCUCAAAACCCUAGCAACCCUCAAAACCCAGUUCAUAUCAAGCCUGAAACUCACCAUUUCCAGCUUCCACCGCUCUUCCAAGAACUGCCACCAUCCUUGCCAACCCAUAAGGGUUUGAUAGCCUCAUCCUUCCAAAGCCUAUCAAACCCUGCCGCGUCAGCAUCAUCGCACCACCUGUCAGCCACUGCAUUGCUCCAAAAGGCUGCAACGGUGGGUGCAACUCAGACAGCGGGUCACAGUCACAUGACCCAAUUGGAUAUGGGCGAAUUGGGGGCGGUGAGUCAGGCUGCGGCUGACUCAGUGAGUCAAAUCUCCCAUCAGGGUUCUUACCUGGGCAAUCUGGCCGCGUGGCAGAAGAAUGACCGUUUGACAAGAGACUUUCUGGGUCUGACAGGAGAUGGCCACGCUGGCAAUGGCAAUGGCAAUGGCAGUGGAAACAUGGCGAAUGGGAAUGGCGGUGUUAACGUUAGCAUGAAUGUGAGGGAAAUGCUAACGUAUGCAGGUGGAGUAGGGUCGCAGCAAUACAAUCAGAGAGACCAUGCAUUGUUGAAACACCAUGGUUUUGGAUUCCCCCAGCCUCCGGCCUCAGAAACGUGGGGUGACUGCUAAAUGCAGAAAAAGGGUAAAAUAGUAAUUCAGCUCUUGCUUCCCCAUGACAGAAAUACCCUCAGUCUCCUUGCCUAAGCAAAAAUAAGGAGAAGGGUUUGGAGAAGGUUUUAAAGAAGGAUCGAUCUCCUUUCUUGUUAUGUGAUGACUCUCAUCUUUUAUACUUCAUAUUUUCUUUCAGACAUUUCUAAAUGCUUUGAUGCUUUUCAUUUCUCA
Messenger RNA from Hevea brasiliensis (rubber tree), 2658 nucleotides. Its product is annotated as protein indeterminate-domain 12. The record is from RefSeq and is a predicted model, not a curated record. Bases 1069 to 2445 code for a protein of 458 amino acids. Gene Ontology annotation, molecular function: DNA-binding transcription factor activity. The transcript has 3 exons. Gene Ontology annotation, cellular component: nucleus. NCBI's taxonomy places the organism in Eukaryota, Viridiplantae, Streptophyta, Magnoliopsida, Malpighiales, Euphorbiaceae.